UUCAUGCGCAGAAGCGGCGUUUCCUCACAGCGUCAGUGCCAUGACAACAGGACGGUGGCUGCGAGCGCGAGCGCGAGAGAUGGAGUUGUUUGUGUAAAGGAGCAGUAACAACGGUUUUUAGGACCGGUACCGGGGACGUGAAGAGGCAGCAUGUCUCUCUUCAAGGCACGUGAUUGGUGGUCGGCAGCGCUCGGCGAGGGGGAGGAGUUUGACCAGGGAUGCCUCUGUGUCGGCGACGUGGACAACAGCGGCACCGGACAUGACAAGGUGGUGGUGGGCAGCUACAUGGGGAUGCUGCGCGUGUUCUCCCCCCACGCCAAGGACACGACCAGCGAGGGAGGUCAGCCCGAGGCGCUGCUUCUGGAAGUCCAGCUGCAGAGCGCCAUCAUCCAGGUGGAAGUGGGCAAGUUCGUCUCGUGUUCGGACCUCCUCCACCUGGCCGUUCUUCACCCCCGGAAGUGUUCCAUCUUCUCCGUUUCAGGCACCGCGGGCAACGUGGAGCACGGGGACCAGUACCAGCUGAAGCUGGUUUACGAGCACAACCUGAAGAGGACGGUCUGCAACAUGACCUUCGGCAGCUUUGGAGGCGUCACAGGCCACCACUCCCUGUGCAUCCAGUCCAUGGACGGGAUGCUGAUGUUCUUCGAGCAGGACAGCUACACCUUCGGCAGGUUCCUCCCCGGCUUCCUGCUGCCCGGCCCGCUGGUCUACAACCCCCGGACAGACAGCUUGCUGACGGUGUCCUCUGCCCGCCAGCUGGAGAGCUACAGGUAUGAGACUCUGGCCGUGGCCACAGAGGCGGAGAGUCGACACGACCCGGACCUGCCGCUCAAGACCGGAGCCAAGAGGCUGACGCCUGACUGGACCGUGGUCCUGGGAGAACAGGCCCUGGAUCUCUGUGUGCCCUCCUUCUCCCACGCCUCCUCCUCCAUCUUCGUCCUGGGCGAGAGGAACCUCUACUGUCUCCGUGACAACAGCCACAUCCGCUUCAUGAAGAAGCUGGAGUUCAACCCCAGCUGCUUCCUGCCCUACGCCUCAGUGACGGAUGGCACGACCAACCUGUUGCUAGGCAACCACACCAACAUGCUGCUGGUCUACCAGGACGUGACCCUGAAGUGGGCGGCCCAGCUCCCCUUCGUGCCCGUGGCCGUUUGCCUCGCCAACUUCCCGGAGAUAAACGGAGUGGUGGUCAGCCUGAGCUCUGAGGGUCACCUGCUCUGCUCCUACAUGGGUACAGACCCCUCCUUCUUCUCCACGCCCAAGGUGGACGCCAGGGAGGCGGACUACGAGCAGGUGGACGCCGAGAUGAAGAAGCUGCAGAGGUUCAUCAGAGAGGCCUCCAGGACUCAAGACAUCCUGCCUACAUCCGACACCGCGGAGGAGCUGAUGGUCACGGUGGCCGUGUCCUCCAGCAUGGACAGCCCAUCGCAAUCUCUGAUCCAGGACAUCGACGGUCUGUCCGUCCCCUCGGUGACCGUACAGGUGAAGGUGAAGGCCCGAAGCGUCGUACAGUCGUCUAAGAUGACCGUCGCCAUCCAGCCUCCGUUGGCCGUCACUCAGGACCAGUUCGUCCUGGAGCCCAUGGAUGUUGGCUCCUCCACUGUUGUAACUUUUUCGGCGUUCCUCAACGGGCGUUACCCCCCCGCUGACCUGACCGGAGACGUCACUGUGUCCUACAGCUCGCCCACAGAGCUUAACCCUAAAGGCGUCCCCCGGGUUCUGCAGGCCUCCUUCGCUCUUCCUCUGGCGCUGCUGUGCGUCCCGUCGUCUCCGGCCAAAGCCACCAAGCUCAAGAUCACCGUGGACACCAACCAGCCGCCGGUGGACCUCGCCGCCAUCUUCCCGGAGUUCUCAGCUAAAUCCGAAGAUAAGGACGGGAAUAGUUUGGCUUUCCAGUUCCUGUCUGGAGCCAAGGUGACCCUGCAGGCCUCCAAGACCUCCCAGCGUUACCGCAUUCAGAGCGACCGCUUUGAGGACAUGUGGAUGGUGGUGAGGGAGCUGGUGAAGAGGUUCGACCAGCACUUCUCCAAACUGGGAGUCAAAGACUUCAAGAAGAGCUUCAGCGGACCCCUCCCCCUGCAGGACUACUUCCUGUGUGUAGACCACCACUUCCAGCUGCGUGUCAGCGCUCAGCAGUACCAGGACCUGCUGUCGGAGAGGGCCGUCCAGUUCAGAGCCAUCCAGCGCCGCCUGCUGACCCGGUUCAAAGACAAGACCCCGGCGCCGCUGCAGAACCUGGACACCCUGCUGGACGCCACCUACAGCCAGGUGAUGGCGCUGGCGGAGGCGGCGGAGCAGAACCGGGCGCAGCUGGAGGAGGCCUUCGUGCGGCUGCGCGGCGCCUCGCGCCUGCUGGUGCUGCUGGUGUCGCUGUGGCAGGGCCUGAGCCCCGAGCAGACGGGCCUGCUGGAGGCCGCGCUGCUGCCGCUGCUGCAGGACACGCCACAGCUGGGCUGGGAGGAGUGCUGCGACGCCGCCGUCACCCACCUCCUGCGGAGCUGCCUCUCGCGGAGCCCCAAGGACCAAGCCACGUCUCUGGCCCAGCAGGGGGGCUCCCAGCUGGGGCUGCCCCCCGACACUGCCCGCCUCAAGAAGCACAUCACCCUGAUGUGCGACCGCAUCGGCAAAGGAGGCCGCCUCAGCAUGGCCUCCGAGGCCAACGCGCCCCCCCCCGAGCAGGUCCAGAACCUGGCCGCGCCCGGAGGCGUGCAGCCCAUCGCGGAGGCGGCGGGCGAGGGAGACGAGCUGGACCUUCCUCCCGAGGCGACCAGGUUCAUCAAGAAGAAGCAGGCGUCCAAGAAGGCCAAGAAAGGUACCGAGGCCAGCUGUGAGAACGAGGGGGAAGUCCUCCACAUCCCCAACAUCACCGACAACCCCUGCAUCACCUGCGUGUGUCUGGAAGGGAAGGCGGACUGUAAGCAGGAGAAAUGUCCCCUGGUCCCUGAGGACUGUGCUCUGGUGGUGAAGCAGACCGGCGCCUGCUGCGAGAGGUGCAAAGGCUGCACGUUGGACGGGCGAUCUUACAACAGCUCUGGAUCCUGGACCAGCUCCACCAAACCCUGCAAAACCAGACGCUGUCAGGAAGGCGUCGUCACCGAGGCCGACGUCCAGUGUGUCGUCCACUGCAGGAACCCCAAGAUCCACCCCAAGAAGUGCUGCCCCACCUGCCCCAGUUGCAUCUUCGAGGGUCGCCUGUACAAAGAGAAGGAGGAGUUCAGUCCUGAGGGCAAAGCCUGCAUCAAGUGCACCUGCACUGGAGGGCGGACCCUCUGCAUGAGGGAGGCGUGUCCUGUUCUUUCUUGCCCCGCCCACCUCAGCCACACCCCGCCGGGACAGUGCUGCCCGCGAUGUCUCGGCCAGAGGAAGGUGUUCGAUCUGUCUCUGGGAAGCUGUCUGUUUCACAGCGAGGUUUACGAGGACGGAACGUCCUUCGUCCACGACAACUGCACCACCUGCACCUGCAAGGAUUCCACGGUGGUUUGCAAGAAGCGGUGCUCACAGCCGGGGGGUUGCCACGGCGACCAGUGCUGCGACCAGUGUCUGUCCUACGUGAGGGUGGAGGAGGUGAAGUACUGCAGAGUCCGGAAUAAGAUCUACAGGGAAGGAGACAUGUGGUCCUCGGUGAACUGCACCCUGUGCAGCUGUGACAGAGGGAGCAUCGAGUGUCGGCCCAAGCAGUGCGUUCCAAUCACCAGCUGCCCCUCGAAUAAGAUCCUGAACAGGACCGGCUGCUGUCCAGUGUGCACUGAAAAGCCGGGGGUGUGCACCGUGUUCGGCGACCCCCACUACAACACCUUCGACGGCAGGACCUUCAACUUCCAGGGCACGUGUCAGUACGUUCUGACCCGGGACUGCGGCGGCGCCGGCGGCCCCCCGGACCCCAGCUUCAUGGUGCUGGUGAGGAACGACGCCCGGCGGACCCGCUCCUUCUCUUGGACCCAGUCGGUGGAGGUGCGGCUCGGGGGUCUGACCCUCGGCCUCCACCAGCACCUGACGGUGCGCAGGAACGGCACCCGCAUCGCGCUGCCCUACCACGGCCCGGGGGUGCACAUCGACCUGGACGGGUACCUGCUGAAGCUCACCACCAUCGCAGGUCUAGAGAUCACGUGGGACGGCGACAGCUUCGUGGAGGUGGUGGCGGCCCCCCACCUGCGGGGGCGCCUGUGCGGCCUCUGCGGCAACUACAACGGGCACAAGCGCGACGACACCAUGGGGGGCGACGGCGGCUUCAAGUUCGACGUGGACGACUUCGCCGAGUCGUGGCGGUUCGAGGGGAACGAGGUCUGCCCCCAGCAGCCCCCGCCCCGCCGCCCCGCCUCCUUCCUCUGCCCCGGCAGCGCCAAGGUCCGGCUGCGCGCCCACCGCGAGUGCCAGAAGAUCAAGUCCAGGGAGUUCCAGAGGUGCCACCGCGCGGUGGACAUCGCCCCCUUCUACAGGUCGUGCGUGACGGACAUGUGCGAGUGUCCGGUCCAUAAGAACUGCUACUGCGAGUCCUUCAUCGCGUACAGCCGAGCCUGCGAGAGGGAGGCGGCGCCCGUCCUGUGGCGGCCCGACGCCGCCUGCAUGGCGACCCAGUGUAAACACGGCGCCGUGUACGACACCUGUGGACCCGGCUGCACCAAGACCUGCGACAACUGGAACGACAUCGGGCCGUGCCACAAGGCGUGCGUGGCGGGCUGCCACUGCCCCGCCGACCUGCUGCUGCUGCAGGGACGCUGCGUCAAGCCCACCGCCUGCCCCGGCCGGUGACCCUCGUGACCCAGUGG
Messenger RNA from Pungitius pungitius (ninespine stickleback), 4766 nucleotides. RefSeq names its product BMP-binding endothelial regulator protein-like. Gene Ontology annotation, molecular function: protein binding. The transcript is spliced from 37 exons. Gene Ontology annotation, cellular component: BBSome; extracellular region; membrane. The record is from RefSeq and is a predicted model, not a curated record. Bases 151 to 4749 code for a protein of 1532 amino acids. NCBI's taxonomy places the organism in Eukaryota, Metazoa, Chordata, Actinopteri, Perciformes, Gasterosteidae. Gene Ontology annotation, biological process: cilium assembly.